GGCCGAGGGGCUGCCAUGGCGGCGGCGGGCCGGCUGCCGAGCUCCUGGGUGCUGCUGGCGCCGCUCCUUGCGGGGCUCGCGCUGCUGGGAGUCGGGCCGGUCCCGGCGUGGGCGCUGCACAACGUCACGGCCGAGCUCUUUGGGGCCGAGGCCUGGGGCACCUUGGCGGCCUUCGGGGACCUCAACUCCGACAAGCAGACGGACCUCUUCGUGCUGCGGGAAAGAAACGAUUUAAUUGUCUUUUUGGCAGACCAGAACGCACCCUAUUUUAAACCAAAAGUAACAGUGUCCUUGAAUCACAGUGCAUUGAUAACAAGCGUAGUACCUGGGGAUUAUGAUGGAGAUUCACAAAUGGAUGUCCUGCUGACAUAUCUUCCCGAAAAUCAUGCCAACAAUGAAUUAGGAGCUGUUAUCUUCUGGGGACAAAAUCAAACAUUAGAUCCUAACAAUAUGACCAUAAUCAAUAGGACUUUUCAAGAUGAACCACUGAUUAUGGACUUCAAUGGUGAUCUAAUUCCUGAUAUAUUUGGUGUUACAAAUGAAUCUAGCCAGCCACAGAUACUAAUAGGAGGGAAUUUAUCAUGGCAUCCUGCAUUGACAACUGAAAGUAAAAUGCGAAUUCCACAUUCUCAUGCAUUUAUUGAUAUGACUGAAGAUUUUACAGCAGAUUUAUUCCUCACAACAUUGUCUGGCUCUAAUAACUUCCAGUUUGAGAUAUGGGAAAAUUUGGGUGGAAACUUCUCUGUCAGUAAUGUGUUUGGAAAACCUCAAAAUAUGCUCGUGGUUGGACAGUCAGCUUUUGCAGACUUUGAUGGAGAUGGACACAUGGAUCACUUACUUCCAGGCUGUGAAGAUGAAAAUUGCCAGAAAAGCGCCAUUUACUUAGCACGAUCUGGAACAAAGCAGUGGGUUCCAGUCCUACAGAAUUUCAGCAAUAAGGGCACACUCUGGGGCUUUGUGCCAUUUGUGAGUGAAAAGCGACUGACAGAAAUAUCAAUGCCAAUUACCCUUCAUAUUGGAGAUUACAACAUGGAUGGCUAUCCAGAUGCUCUGGCUAUACUAAAGAAUACAUCUGGAAGCAAUCAGCAGGCCUUUUUGCUGGAGAACGUCCCUUGCAAUAAUGCAAGCUGUGAAGAAGUACAUCGAAUGUUUAAAGUCUACUGGGAGCUGAUGGACCUCAAUCAGAUCAGAGAUGCCGUGGUUGCCACUUUCUUUGACAUUUACGAAGAUGGAAUUUUGGACAUUGUAGUGCUAAGUAAAGGAUAUACAAAGAAUGACUUUGCCAUCCAUACAUUAAAAAAUAAUUUUGAAGCAGAUGCUUAUUUUGUUAAAGUCAUUGUUCUUAGUGGUUUGUGCUCCAAUGACUGUCCUCGUAAGAUAACACCCUUUGGUGUGAAUCAACCUGGACCUUAUAUCAUGUAUACAACUGUAGAUGCAAAUGGGUAUCUGAAAAAUGGUUCAGCUGGACAACUCAGCCAGUCAGCACAUUUAGCCCUCCAACUACCAUACAAUGUUCUUGGCUUAGGUCGAAGUGCAAAUUUUCUUGACCAUCUUUAUGUUGGUAUUCCCCGUCCAUCUGGAGAGAGGUCUGUACGGAAACAAGAGUGGACUGCAAUCAUUCCAAAUUCCCAGCUAAUUGUCAUUCCAUACCCUCACAACGUCCCUCGAAGCUGGAGUGCCAAAUUAUAUCUUACUCCAAGUAACAUUGUUCUACUGACCGCAAUAGCGCUCAUCGGUGUCUGUGUUUUCAUCUUGGCAAUAAUUGGCAUCUUACAUUGGCAGGAAAAGAAAGCAGAUGACAGAGAAAAACGACAAGAAGCCCAUCGGUUUCAUUUUGAUGCUAUGUAACUUGCCUUUAAUAUUACAUAAGGGAAUGCUAUUCAGUUGAUUUGUUGAAAUACUAAAUGCUGGCUUAUAGAAGAAAAUAGGAGAUUUUGAAUAUUAUUUAUAAAUGAUGCAUCCAUGGUAAUUAUUGUAAGUAUUCAAAUAAAUAAUGGUCUGAAUGUGUCAAAAGGUCUUCUUUUUUUUUUUUUUUUUUAAAGCACUUUGUAUACAGUUUGGGUUCUUUAUUCAAUAGUGCUGUACAUUUUUGUUCCUUUGUGGAAUGUGUUGCAUGUACUCCUGUGUUCAUGUAUUUAUUAUCUUAUUAGAGUAAUGAUGAUGGAAAAAGGGGUGUAAAUAAAAAUAUUUAAAUGAGUGGAAUUUUUUUCUGUGCCACUUGAAUUGGUCUUACCUCUUAUUCUAAUGAUGCAAAUUAAACUUUUUGCAAAUGUAUCACAGAUAAAGUAUUAAACAUUCACUUUCAUCACAGUAGGUCUAGGGUCUCUCAUCAGUGGCAUACAAUAUAAUGAUUCAGUAUUCUGGUUUUGGAAUCAGAGUAAGACUUGCCUUAAACUCCUGGUUCCACCACUUACAAAGUUAUUAUCUUAACUUGGCUAUUGCUUAACCUCUGUUAAGCUUCAAUUUUCUUGUUUUUACAAUGGAGUUAAUAAUACCUACUUGCUUAAGUUAUUGUAAACAUUAAAUGGGACAGUAUAUACAAAGUGCUAGCUUGGUGGGUGCCUAGCAUAGAAUAAAUGCUCAAUAAGUGAUAGUUGUCAUGAGUACUGUUUUAGACUUUUUUUAUGAGAGUUCUACAACUAAUUAUCAAAAUUUGUAGACUCAGUAGAAUGUUACUUUCAGGCAUGAGAAAAUCAUAUUCUUUGGAAAAACCUAAAUUCUUGGUGGUUGACAUUUUAUAUAAAGAUUACUUGCACAUAUUAACACGUAUUAUGGCACUCUCCAAGAAUUAACAUGCUGUAAAAUUUUUCAUUUGAAAACUGAUCUUUAUCAUGUGAUCUUGAACAGUAUUUUAUUUCUUGAAAGGAAACUGCUUAGGCAGCAACUGGGAAUGCAAAUCUUCUAUCCUCAAAGGCUUGGAAAAGCCUAUAAUUGACAGACUUCAGUGCAAAUUUUAUAUUAUGAACGAAAUGCUGCCAAAAAUUAUUUUAAAAAGACUGGAGAAAAGGUGUAUAUAUCAAUGCUAAUAAUUUCUAAUAUGUCAGUUGACAUAGAUGUGUGAUGGGUUUAUAAAACACAAAAAUUUCUUUGAAAAUAAUUUUGUUCUUACUAUUAUUAUUUUUUCUUUGCAAUUCACUGAGACUGGUAUAUUUAAGUGGUUUGUUUGUAU
Messenger RNA from Lepus europaeus (European hare), 3169 nucleotides. It is a transcript of the gene ITFG1, whose product is annotated as integrin alpha FG-GAP repeat containing 1. The transcript is spliced from 18 exons. The coding region runs from base 16 to 1848 and encodes 610 amino acids. NCBI's taxonomy places the organism in Eukaryota, Metazoa, Chordata, Mammalia, Lagomorpha, Leporidae. The record is from RefSeq and is a predicted model, not a curated record. Gene Ontology annotation, cellular component: plasma membrane.